UGCACGAAGCCAAUUCCCCCAAUUCCCCUUCCCAACCCUCGUGACUGUCGUUCUCUCGCCGCCUCUCCUCCACCGUUCUCCGCCGCCCUCCGCUGCCGACGUCACCCGAUCCAUGGACCUCCGCCGUGCCCCGCGGACGGUCAUCGACCCCAAGGUCCGGCAGGUGGGCUUCGUCACGCCGGGCGCCGCCCCGCCCCCCGCCCGCUCCCAUUCCGUCGCCACCGACGCCUGCUCCACCUCCCCCCCCGCCCCCGACCUCUCCCUUCCGGGGAGCUCCAUUUCCCCCGUCAUGAUCCCCCCGCCCCGCCACGCUUCUGCCGACGGCCUCUCCUCUCUCACCCGCCCCGCUGCCGCCGUCCACGUCCCAGCUUCCCCUCUCCGCCACGACACCGUCCAGAUCCCUAUCGGGAGCUACAACCCCUCCGAGAUCCUCCUCGGCUCGUCCCCGAUGAUCUCGCCCUCCAGCCGGCUCGACGCCGGUUCCGAGUUCUCCGACGAGGUGCCCACUUCCGCCUGGCUUAGCAGGAGAGGCUCGGGCAAGUUCGCUUCGUCCUUCCCGGCGAGCAGCGGGGAGAUGAUGGCUAUGAAAACCACUGGCGGCGGCGGCGGUGGGAACACUCCCAAGAGCAGCUUGACGACUGCCUCAGUGGUGAAGACACUGCCCGGCGUGUCAGAAAAAGAUGGAGGAGCUUUAAUUGAAAUGCAGAAUGAAGGGACCUCAAAGCCACAAAAGCAGAAAACAUCAAAAGCUGAGAGGCGUGCCAUUCAAGAGGCUCAGCGUGCAGCAAAGGCUGCUGCAAAGGAGGCCGGUGGAGUCAAGCCUUCAGCUUCUUCUGGAGGUGCAAUUCCUGCUUUGAAACAGGGUAAGGUAGUUAAACAUUCUCCACAAAAGAAAGAUGGGCCUCAGGUUACAGCUCCAGUUACGACAUCUGAAAAGAAGGUCGUUGACCGCCUUCCUGAAAAGGACAGAAAGAAAGAUGUUCCUCACCCUCGUAUGCAAUUUGAUGAUAAACAUAGGGUUGAAAAGGCUAAAAGACGUGCAGUAGUAAAUCAAUCUGAAGCAAGAAACAGAGUUGAAUUAUUCCGGCAUUUGCCUCAGUAUAUCCAUGGAACUCAGCUUCCAGAUCUCGAGUCAAAGUUUUUUCAACUUGAUCCAAUGCAUCCUUCUGUUUGCAAGGUUGGACUUCAGUAUUUAUCAGGGGAUAUCUCAGGUGGCAAUGCUCGUUGCAUUGCAAUGCUUUUAGCUUUCAAGGAGGCAAUUGGAGACUACACUACACCCCCGGAAAAAGCUCUUGUUCGAGAUUUGACUGCAAAAAUCAGUAGUUAUGUGUCAUUUCUUAUUGAGUGUAGGCCCCUUUCUAUUAGCAUGGGAAAUGCCAUUAGAUUUUUGAAGAAUAGGAUUGCCAAAUUACCACAUACACUGUCAGAAUCGGAAGCAAAAUCUAGUCUUCAAUCUGAUAUUGAUCGUUUCAUAAAUGAGAAAAUUGUAAUCGCAGAUAAGGUUAUAGUUAGGCAUGCUGUUACAAAGAUUAGAGAUGGUGAUGUUCUUCUCACUUAUGGAUCAUCUUCUGUUGUUGAAAUGAUAUUCUUAUAUGCUCAUGAGCUUGGAAAGCACUUCCGUGUGGUGGUCGUUGAUUCCCGUCCAAAUCUUGAAGGGCAGGCGUUGCUCCGCAGAUUGGUGGCAAAAGGCCUUAACUGUACAUAUACACAUAUAAAUGCCAUCUCGUAUAUCAUGCAUGAAGUCACACGAGUUUUUCUAGGAGCUUCAUCAGUGUUAUCCAAUGGAACAGUUUACUCAAGAGUUGGAACGGCAUGUGUAGCUAUGGCUGCACAUGCCUUCCAGGUUCCUGUUCUAAUAUGUUGCGAGGCAUAUAAAUUUCAUGAAAGGGUGCAGCUUGAUUCUAUAUGCUCUAAUGAACUUGGUGAUCCAGAUGUCAUUUCAAUGGUUCCUGGACGGAAAUAUUUGAAUCAUCUUGACAACUGGGCUGACAAUGAGAAUCUGCAACUUCUAAAUCUCACUUAUGAUGCAACCCCUUCUGACUAUGUAUCGAUGAUCAUCACAGAUUAUGGGAUGCUCCCGCCCACAAGUGUGCCAGUCAUUGUGCGUGAAUACCGCAGGGAACACUUAUGGAUAUAAAGGCAUGCCUAGUUCACUGCCAACUUGUUAUCUCCUCAAUCUGAAGUAUGAUGCUUUUGAUGUCAUUUUUUUACCUUUUUCUCCUUUUUCCUGUGGAAUGUGCGUCCAAUUCAAUUAGUGUCCUGUCUUUUAGGUUGUGAGGAUUUUCUUUAUUUUAUUUUUCUGGGAAUAAUGAUGUGUCCUCAUUUGAUUUGCUGGCGAUCUAUAUUUUUCUCACAUGACUCCGUGAAGAGUGCAAUAUUUCGCCUCUCCGGGUAUUUUUGACAGUGCUGUUUCUCUAUUGUAAUAUGAAAUUCUUGGUGCUUGUGGACAUUUUCAUAUAGAAAUGUCAUUCUUAAAAAAUGUCCAGUAUUCA
Molecule: messenger RNA, 2492 nt
Organism: Elaeis guineensis (African oil palm)
Lineage: Eukaryota; Viridiplantae; Streptophyta; Magnoliopsida; Arecales; Arecaceae
Source: RefSeq, a predicted model, not a curated record